GCCGAAUGCGUCUCUCCUUCCAACUACCAAACGCGGUCUUGGAAUGAAAUUUAGAAUUCCGCGUAACCAAGCGAUUCACAUGUGAAUGUUGAAUGUUGUUGAUCAAUUCGUUAUGUGAAGGUGGACAGCUCAUUUUUUUGAAAGGUUUCUAGUACAUUUUUGCUGCAAUUCCGGAUAUUGAUUGAUUCGCGUGUGUCAACAACCUUCUAGCCUUCAUAGCGUGUUCUAUCGAAAUGUCUAGACGUGGGAGACGUUCUGAAAUUACGUUACCGAACAAGCGAAACGCGAAUGGUUCAAAUGAAUCAAACUCUUUGUCAGAGAGCCGUAGAUUUUCUGGUUACGGAGACUAUUUUGCUCGAAAGAAGUUAAAGCUACAGGAGCAGCAUGCGGCACGGUGGGCCGAAACAAAUGCUGAGGCACGUUCGCAACUGUUUUCGGGACUGCGAUUCGGCAUCAAUGGGUACACAAACCCUCCGUACGAUGAACUGAAAGACAUGUUAAUUACUCACGGAGGAACCUUCGUUCAGUUUGUGGAAAAUAAGUCUUCCAUAGACUAUCUAAUUUGUACCUAUCUGACACCGUCAAAACGUAUAGCAUGGAAAAAUUACAAAGUCGUAAAACCUUCGUGGGUUGUCCAGAGCAUUGAACAACAACGAAUCUUACCUUGGACAGAUUUCCGUACCGUCGGGCUAUCUAGUUUUCAAACCACCUUACAGAAAUAUCUUCCAAAAGCAGCUUCAAGUACAAAUGGUGCUGUUGAUGAAACUAGUGACGAACGCAUCGACCGGGAAGAACGGGAAGAACGGGAAGAACAGAAUGAGAAUGUGAUAUCCUCGACGCCUACAACACCCACAUCUCCGAAACCCAAUACAAAUCCUGUACCGCCUAAAGAACAGCAUAUCACACCUCGUUCAGACACUUCCCCCCAGUAUCCUUCCGUCCCAAGUACUCCGACAGUGUUAAAUGAUCCGGUCGUGGAGCCUCCAACGCGGCUCCGUCACAUUGCCAAGCAUGAGUUAGAUGGAUUAUCAGAUGCAUCAUUGUAUAAUUACCGUCUUCUUCAAAACCCCAAUGUUUAUAAAUCCACCGCCAUUAACCCACAAUUUCUUUCAAAUUAUUUUUCCAGUUCUCGUUUGCAUCAUAUCAGCAUGUGGAAAAUGAAGUUCCGCCAAGAAGUGCAAGAUCUUUUACGCUCUAAACAAAAGGAGAACGGUCAUCAGAAGCGGAAAGUUUCGAAGUUUAGUACUCGUUACCUCUUUCAUGUUGAUUUUGAUUGUUUUUUUGCGUCUGUGCUUACACGAGAUCGACCAGAAUUGCAAGGUCGGCCUGUUGCUGUUGCACACGGAACAAAAAAUUCGGAAAUCGCCAGCUGCAAUUAUGCGGCUCGUGAUUUUGGAGUAAAAAAUGGGAUGUUUGUUAAUACUGCAAGAAGCAAAUGUCCCGAACUCGAACUUGUAGAUUACGAUUUCGACGCCUUUGAGUCUGUCGCCAGAACAUUUUAUCAAAUACUUUCGCACAUUCAACACACGGCUAUCAAGGUUGUUAGCGUUGAUGAGGCGGUAUUAGACAUGACAGACAUAUUUACAAAUGACGAUGAGGCAAUCAAGACCGCGGAGUCCAUCCAAACUUCCGUCCUUGAACAGACUCGCUGUACCGUUAGUGUCGGUAUUGGCCCAAACUUACUUUUGGCUCGAUUAGCACUACGCAAAGCAAAACCUCGUGGGAUUUACUUGCUUAAUGAAGCAGUAGCCGGCGAUUACCUCAAGACAUUAACUGUUCGUGAAUUGCCGGGCGUUGGUUGGGCCCAAGAACAAAAGCUGCUUUUGCGUUACAAAGUGAAAACUGUGAGUGACUUGCGAAGUAUUUCUAGAGAAAGCCUUAUGAAGGAUUUUGGUGCAAGUUUUGGAGCCCAUUUGUAUAGUAUUGCACGUGGCCAUGAUGAAACCCUACUAAAGGAGGAUAUGAUACGGUCUUCAAUUUCCGUUGAUGUUAAUUGGGGAGUACGAUUCAUUUUUAAACAGGACGUCGUGGAUUUUUUGGGUCGUUUAUGCGAAGAACUGGUAUCUCGCAUGCGUGAUUGCCAUUCACGCCUACAGCAACUCCAACUGCGUGUAUUAAAGCGUGCUAAACACGCUUCAUUUGAAACUUUGAAAUACUUAGGAUGCGGAGAAGUCGAUACUCUCACCAAGUCUGCUUUCUUUAAUGAACCAACAGACGAUACGGCUUUGCUCACAAAAAAGUGUGUGGUUUUAUUUCAUGCUUGUUCAAUUGAUGCCGGUGAAAUCCGUGGAAUCGGAUUGCAGGCCCUAAAGCUAAGUGAUAGCGGCACAAGCAGCAAGCAAAGUCUACUAAAGCUACCAUUGCUGAAUAAGCGGCUCGUUAAAGACACACCUAUUCCAAGCACUUUACAGGUUGCGAAUACACCCCUUCCAACGAAAACUGUUUCCAAACUUGUUACACCGAUUAAAAAAGGACCACCCGAUUCUCCCUUCCGUAUCCCAAGUACCCCCAUAGAGCUUCCAUCGCCUUCACAGCUGGACUUGGAGGUGCUGAAAGAGCUUCCGACACCUUUACGCGAUGAAAUUCAACGACAAGCACAAGCACAAAAGCGUUCCAUUUACGACAUACCUACCCAAUUAGACUCAGGCUUCCUACAAAACAUCCCCACUCCCAUCCGCAAUGAAGUUCUUGAAGAGCACAAACGCCUUCACCCCCCAGUGCUUCAGCUAAAAAGUCAUAAAACGCCUCCUGCUGCGAAAAAUGUGAAACAACCUUUAGGAGCUACUUCAAAUGCGUUUGAAUUAAUGAGAAGACCGGCAAAGCGCAAGCAACCGCUGUAUGAAGAAGUGGACCCCUCCGUCUUUCAAGAGCUGCCUACGCCUAUACGAAAAGAGAUCAAGCGCGACCGCAAUAUGCAAUUUAGGUUGCCAAAAACGGAUACCGUUGCCGUACCCCAGCAUCCCGUGCUAUCAUUUCAAGGUGCUCAAACAAUGACAGAGCUGCGGAGGCUAGUCUGCCAUUGGUAUAAACACUGCAUCCGUGGCCCGCACCAGCAAGAUGUGGAUUACUUUAUUAAGUAUGUUUGCAAACUAAUUACAGUGGAAAAGAAUUUGGCGAAAGCUCAUAUGAUACUCCACUGGUUUCGGCACAUUGUCCAACCAAGUCAACGAUGGAGCAAAGCACUGGAGAAGGUAAUUCUCGCCGUGCAAACUGAGUGUCUUGCUCGUGGCGUGCCGCCGUUGAUGGAUAGCUAGAAGUGGAGCGGCAUUUACACAUCAGCCUUAUUGUAAUCCUUAACAUUCUCUGUGCCGGUAAACUGUCAGUACCGAGUCAUAUGCGCCUGCCUCGACGCACUUGGCGCGGAGUCUUGUUUUCAUUGCCUUCCCGUUCUAAAAGCUCAUGACGUUUUAUUUCUCGUCUCGAGAGGUGGAGAACUUAGUUGCUAAUUUCGUUGAUCAUUUGCCAUUUCUUCAUUGUUUCCUUGAAAAGGUAUACCUUAUUGUUACCACAGGAAAUGGCAAGGAUGUUGCCAGACAAAGACCAGGACGCACGCCAAGCGACAUCCUCGAAUCCCUUUUUCGUCAAAGGGACCUUCUGCCAGGCACCGUCAGCGCCCUCCUUGGUCCAAAUGAUAGCGGUUUUGUCUUGAGAGACGGAAGCCAAGUAAGUCUUUGCCAAACCAACGCUAGGAGCCCAAGCGACAUCACGGGCCCAGUCGGUAUGGCCGGCAAGUGUGUCUUCGAGAAUCCAGUUAUUUACGUCAGCGUCGAACGUCCAAAUUUUGACAAGGUUAUCGCAGCCAGCGGAAGCCAGUUUUUUAGGACCAGCGGCGGGUGAUUGACUAAUAAUAGAGCCGUACACACUCGAAGGUGACCAGCACACAGCAUUUACUCCGGCUUCGUGAGCGACAAACACACGUGUAUCACAAGAUCCGUCCUCCUUGAAUUCGAGAACAGAAACCUUGCCGUCAGAGCUAGCACAAGCCAGAAGAGCUCCGUACUCAUGGGGAGCCCAUGAAACAGAAUUUACGGAAGCCUGGUGAAGGGCAUGGUCGUACAAUUGCUUCCAAGUACCAUCUUGUUCCCGCCAAACAAUGACAUGUCCGUCGUAGGAAGCUGAAGCUAAAAUCGUGCCGAAUUUUGGAUGAGCCCAGUCCAAUUGCCAGACGGGACCGGUGUGUCCUUUUAACGUUUCCUGCAGGCGGUGUUGAUUUCCGUCAACGGAAAAAACUUUAAUCGUGUGGUCGGAGGAGCAGGUCGCUAGGCGUUUGCCGUAGUAAUCCAACACUGCGUCGUGCUAAUUGUCAGUAAACAACAUCCUGCUACUGCUACGUACAAUCAUAUCAUCAUGUUGGGUGUCUAAGCUAGUCAUGGUGAUUCUGCA
Molecule: messenger RNA, 4383 nt
Organism: Schizosaccharomyces japonicus yFS275
Lineage: Eukaryota; Fungi; Ascomycota; Schizosaccharomycetes; Schizosaccharomycetales; Schizosaccharomycetaceae
Product: deoxycytidyl transferase Rev1
Exons: 1
Coding region: 234-3254 (1006 amino acids)
Biological process (GO): DNA repair; error-free translesion synthesis; error-prone translesion synthesis
Cellular component (GO): nucleus; site of double-strand break
Molecular function (GO): DNA-directed DNA polymerase activity; nucleotidyltransferase activity; magnesium ion binding
Source: RefSeq, a predicted model, not a curated record